UUUGUAUAUCAUAAAGUUUACAUACCAGUUUAUUUAUUUUAUUUUAUUUAUAUUUUUCAGGCAUUAGGCAUAUUAAUUGCCAUACCUGGAUUUUGGUUGAUCUUGACUCUCCUAGCGUUUCUUAUAUUUUUUUUAUGUCGCUGUUGUGAUGGAAGUCUUAAUAAAAAGAAGAAACUCACACCUUUGAAAUGGACUUUAGCUAUUUUUGCUCUGCUCUGUUGGUCCAUGAGAUCAGAUGUAACCAAGUGGACGCGCGCUUGUCUCCAGUGCCAACGCUCCAAGGUGCACAGGCAUACUCGAUCAAAACCAGGCACCUUUCUCAUUCCCAGUUCCCGUUUCGAGCACGUGCAUAUAGAUAUAGUGGGUCCACUUCCCCCGUUGCAAGGCUUUAGAUACAUCGUUACAUGUAUCGAUAGGUACUCCAGGUGGCUGGAGUGCAUUCCGGUCACCGAUAUCUCAGCAGAAUCGAUGGCAAAAGUUUUUUAUGCAAAUUGGAUAUGCCGCUUUGGUGUUCCGCUCAGAUUGACCUCGGACCAAGGACGACAAUUUGAGUCCGACCUUUUCCACGUUUUAUCAACAACCCUGGGCAUCAAGCAGAUUUGCACAACCCCGUACCAUCCAGCGGCGAAUGGAAUGGUGGAACGGCUCCACCGCACACUUAAGGCAGCCCUACGUUGCCAUGGAGGAGACGAUUGGGCAAAUGUACUCCCAACGGUCCUCCUUGGCCUUCGAACAGCAUUCAAAGAAGACAUACAGGCCGCCACUGCCGAAAUGAUUUACGGUGAAAACCUUAGGUUGCAGGGCGAAUUUUUUACUCCAAGCAGGUACAACCCCAACCCAGCAAACUUCGUCGGGCAUCUUAAAACCACCAUGGAAAAGUUACGCCCAACACCCACCAGGCAACCAAACAGGACAACUUGUUUUGUACACGAAGAACUGAACUUGUGCCAACAGGUAUUUGUGCGCAACGACACGUGUAAAUUUUUCAAGAUUGAAAUAUUAUAUUUUAACAAAUUUUAUGAAAUUAAAACAGCAGUUUACACUAAUAGAUUGUAUUAUAAUACAAUUAGAAUACAACUAAUUUUGGAAAAUGAUGUAAAUCCUGGCCUGGAUAAACUGAAAGAAGAUUUCAGCAAACCUUUACCUAAUGCUACAGUACAUGAUUAUCUACAAGACGCUCUCAAAAAUAUGAGGAAAAAUGUAAGCACAGGAAUUACCAAAGUAGUCGACAUCAACAAAAAUAUUGAUAAAUUGGAUUUACAACCAAUACCCGACAAUAUUAAAAUGAUUGAAAUUAUAAGGUGGCCUGUCACUAUUGCUGCUUUGUGUGUUCUAAUUCUAGUCUGUGUUAUUCUCCUUUGGGGUGUAAUACGUCAUUCCAGAUGUUUGCUGAUAUUAUUUUCAGUAUUGGGCCUACUUUCAGUUGUAAUAUGUUGGAUAUCUGUGUCAUUAUAUCUUGGAUCCUGUGUGGCAGCAUCGGACUUCUGUUUGAACCCUGAGCCUUUUUUUUACAAACAAGCAAGUGGAACAUUUUAUACUAGUGUUUUGAAAUAUUAUCUUAAUUGUGAUGAUCCUAAUCCCUUUGAAGAUUCUAUUGAAGAUGGAAAGAAAGCUGUUCAUAAUGUCCAAAACACUUUAGCUGCUGUUACAAAAAUUGCUGUUACUUUUUAUCCACAGAAAGAAGUAAGAGAAGUUUUAGAUAGUUUGGCAUUAUUUUUGAAUCGAACUGAAAAGAUCUUGUCCGGUAUGGAUGUUCUGCUCAACUGUAACAAAAUGCACAAGGAAUAUGAAACUGCUAUGGGAGCUCUCUGCACUGGUGUUUUAGAGGGUACAGCUUUUAUGUUAGUUUCAGCUGCUGGGGCUGGAAUUCUGUUCACAGUUCUUAUUUGGGUAGCUUCUCAUACUUGGAUCCAUAUUCGCAAAAAAUUUUCAGUAUUGGGCCUACUUUCAGUUGUAAUAUGUUGGAUAUCUGUGUCAUUAUAUCUUGGAUCCUGUGUGGCAGCAUCGGACUUCUGUUUGAACCCUGAGCCUUUUUUUUACAAACAAGCAAGUGGAACAUUUUAUACUAGUGUUUUGAAAUAUUAUCUUAAUUGUGAUGAUCCUAAUCCCUUUGAAGAUUCUAUUGAAGAUGGAAAGAAAGCUGUUCAUAAUGUCCAAAACACUUUAGCUGCUGUUACAAAAAUUGCUGUUACUUUUUAUCCACAGAAAGAAGUAAGAGAAGUUUUAGAUAGUUUGGCAUUAUUUUUGAAUCGAACUGAAAAGAUCUUGUCCGGUAUGGAUGUUCUGCUCAACUGUAACAAAAUGCACAAGGAAUAUGAAACUGCUAUGGGAGCUCUCUGCACUGGUGUUUUAGAGGGUACAGCUUUUAUGUUAGUUUCAGCUGCUGGGGCUGGAAUUCUGUUCACAGUUCUUAUUUGGGUAGCUUCUCAUACUUGGAUCCAUAUUCGCAAAAAGCGACCAGCAGAGCCAGUUGACGAGGAAGAUCCAUUUCUACCGUCCUCUGCCGUAGGCUCUAAUUCCCGAAGAAAUCGUGACACGUACAGCAGCAUGGGGGCACGUCCUCGCUACAGCCACACCCCACCUCAAACUCCCCAUUUCACAGCUUCACUCAAUGGACGAUCUGGUGGUAGAGAAGAUCAGCCAUGUCUUCAAGGUAGAUAUACACCACCUCCUGCUACCGAUGGGGACCUUACGUGUGCCACCAAGUUCUGACCUAACUGGUUGUACGGAGCAUCCCAGCAGAGCAGACCGAAAAUUCCUCGUCCUUACACAAUUGGACAUUACACUUACUAAACGACGACGUCGUCAGAAGACAUCUUCGAGAGGUUCUCUCUUAUUGGAUUCAUUUCUAUUAUUAUUAUUAUUAUCACUAUUAUUAUUAUUGUCGUGUGCUCUCCUUAACAGCAGCUACCAUUGGACAAGAAGUGUGAUUCGUUUUGGUUUUGUCCCGUCGACAUCUUGGAAAACAAAAAGUUUAGAAUUUGGUUUUUUAUGACUUUUUUCGAGGUUUCAUCAGGAUUUUAAAACUUUACAAGUGAAAAUAGCCAUGUAAAUUUUGUAUUUGUACUCUGUGAUGAUGAAUUUUUGGGGAUACAGCAAAUGGACAAUUGCAAAUCGAUUGAAUCCUUUCGAGGUAACGCAUGGUUUCCCUCUUAUUUUAUUAUUAUUUUUUAAUUUUUAUCGUUACACGUAUUCUGUGCUCAAUGUAAAUAUUUGAUGUCGACUUUGUAUUCCCAAAUAUAUUUGUAGUUUUGGAAAUUUUUAAAGAAAAAAAAAACAAGAAAAAAAACAUUCAUCUUUCUCAUAGGUUGGUAAUUAUAUUAACCAAUUUUUCCUCCAAUAUUGUAAAGUGCAAUGUUUCGUACUAUUAUAUAUGUAUAUUAUCAAACACGAGACCAAAAUUAGCAUUGUUGUUAUGAUUCAUAAACAAGAAAAGAAAAAAAAAAACCCCACUAAAUUUUAUUAAAUAACGCUCCAUUUCUCGGGAAUGGGAACCUUUAAAUUAUAGCAGCAAUCGCCAAUUUUAAAACUUGUAUAUACAGUGCAUAAACAUAUACAUAUAUACACACACACAAAUAUAUAUAAAAUAUAUUAUAUAUCUAUAUAUGAUUAUGUAAAUUUAGCUUAUGAAAAAAAGGGGAAAAAAUAAUUUGUUUUGCUACCCAAUAGGUUUUUCAAUGUGAAAAUUACCAAGCUUUGUGUCACGUAAUUUCAAAAUAUAGAAUUGUUGCAUCAAAGGAAACAAAAGUUUAAAUACCUCAUGCUAAACAAAAUAUUGAAGUGUGUUAACGAGAAUUUUAGUACCAAAAGAAACCGUGUUUAUCUUUUUAAAAUCUAUUUAAUUAUAGUGUCAAACAUGGAAACAAUUUUGGAUAUGCAUUCAUCUUGCUUAUAGUUCAUCCAUGGUAAAAGAAAUCUCUUCGAAGAACAUCUUGUGCAAUCUUUUUUCUAUUAAUGCAUCUAUCUGAAGUUUUUUAAUAUUGUGAAUCGAGAAGAUUCUUUCUUAUUUCCUCUUUUAUAUAUAUAUAUAUAUAAAUAUAUAUAUAUGUUCAUAGAUUCUUAUAUCUUUUUCUACGGCAGCAAUUUCUAAAUUAUGGAACGAAAAGAAUCUUAUGCCAAAUUUUUUCAAGGAAAUGGUACCGUGUGCCAACUUUUAAACUACUAUACAAUCCCCCCCUUUUGGAAUACUUGAAGAAUUUUCGAACUGGAAGAAUAUUGUAAGUGCACGAAGAGUUCUUAAACGUGCUCAAAAAUCUUUUGUGGAAUGGGAAUUUCCUUUUUAAUUUGAUCCGUUAUAGAAAGUUUUCGUUGUAUUUAAUAGUAUAUAUGCAAUAUGUCAUUUAGCACAAAAAAAAAUUGGAUCGUGACGGUUGUUGGAGCCUUUAAUUUUAUGACCAUGCGAGUAAAUUUUUGCUAAGAGUCAAGUCCAUGUUUGUUUGAUCAAAAUUCCUGCUAUAUAUAUAAUAUAUAUAUAAUCUUCCAAUUCACCUUCCAGUUUAAGAAAUAAGUUAAGGAAUUUACAUCAUAACCUCCACUUUUAUCCUCCCUAAACUCUUUGAUCUUCAUACUUUUUAUAUGGUGUUUAUUUGAGAAUAAAAAUUGAACAAAUUCGUGUAAUCAUCAUCAUCAUGAUGUAAUCGAUAAUGUCACGAAAUGGUAAUGUGCGGAGCUUUAAAAGGAGUUAUUAGUUGCUGCGUAUGCUUAAUAGAACAA
This is a messenger RNA of Centruroides sculpturatus (bark scorpion), 4713 nucleotides long. RefSeq lists its product as uncharacterized. Gene Ontology annotation, molecular function: nucleic acid binding; volume-sensitive chloride channel activity; intracellularly calcium-gated chloride channel activity. Gene Ontology annotation, cellular component: plasma membrane. The transcript is spliced from 20 exons. Gene Ontology annotation, biological process: DNA integration. The annotation marks the transcript as partial. NCBI's taxonomy places the organism in Eukaryota, Metazoa, Arthropoda, Arachnida, Scorpiones, Buthidae. The record is from RefSeq and is a predicted model, not a curated record.